AUGAUUGUCAGCAGUGAAGAAGUGCAGCGCAAAUGCGCGGAUUCUCCGCGUUUCGGUCAGGCGUUAACUGGGAAGAGGAUUAGAAGUUCUGCUGAAGAGCGGAAAGCAGCGAAUAUUUCCGCUCCUCCUCAGGCUCUUAUUUUGCUCCGAAAGCUUUCACAAGAUGGCAUCCGCGCUAGUGCACUCAAGGGCAGACUCAACACGCUUUCAAAAGCGGCGAAUCAACAACACCAAAUCGCGGAUAAAUUUAUCUACACUGUUAGCGAGCGCUGCGAUCCCAUUUUCGGCGUUCUUUCUGAUUUAUCUGAAGCGUUGCGCGCCGACUGCCUGCAUUCAUUUCCUAUCGUUAGCAAAGCCCUCGACGAGCUCAUGCAGAGCGCCAUGGGCGUGUCGAAAAUGCUUGAAAAGCUUACAGAAAGAAAAGGAAACACAGACAAGGAAAACGCCAGGCUACAACACGAAAUAUCAACUCUUCGCCAGUCUGCAGCAGAAAGGAAGCAGGCGAACAAAGAGGCUGAACAGAGGCGCGAGAUUUGCCUUGCAAUUCAAAACGAAUGCAAAAUACAACAAAGUACAAACGAGGAAUUGAAGGGUCUCCUCCUGCGCAUGCAAAAGGCCCAGGAGGUUUGGUUGAAUGACCAGAAGGUUUCUUUGGAUAAGCUUGUGCGCAUAUCUUUGCUUAUAACAUUAGUAUAA
Molecule: messenger RNA, 696 nt
Organism: Eimeria acervulina
Lineage: Eukaryota; Apicomplexa; Conoidasida; Eucoccidiorida; Eimeriidae
Exons: 3
Coding region: 1-696 (231 amino acids)
Source: RefSeq, a predicted model, not a curated record